This is a messenger RNA of Lemur catta (Ring-tailed lemur), 2205 nucleotides long. RefSeq names its product zinc finger protein 233 (gene ZNF233). Gene Ontology annotation, biological process: negative regulation of transcription by RNA polymerase II. The record is from RefSeq and is a predicted model, not a curated record. Lineage: Eukaryota; Metazoa; Chordata; Mammalia; Primates; Lemuridae. Gene Ontology annotation, molecular function: DNA-binding transcription repressor activity, RNA polymerase II-specific.
CAGAAACAGUGCACUCUUGGGUACUUCCGCUGCAGGAGGUCAAGGCAGCAGUUCUCAAUCCCCUCUGCGAGUUCUACCUUGCCAGGACUCUGCCCUUCCCCAGAAGGAGCAGGAGAAAAUGACGAAGUUUCAGGAGGCAGUGACGGUCAAGGACGUGGCUGUGGUCUUCACGGAGGAGGAGCUGGGGCUGCUGGACUCUGCCCAGAGGGGGCUGUACCGAGAAGUGACGCUGGAGAACUUCAGGAACCUGCUGUCAGUGGGCUACCAGCCCUUCAAACUAGAUACGCUGUUAUGGUUGGGAAGAGAAGAGAAGCUUUGGGUGACAGAGGCAGAGACCCAAGGAGAUGGGUGCUCAGGACACAGGAAGCAAAAUGAGAUAGAGACUCUUCAAGAAGUAGGAUUAAGAUACCUUUUACAUGAAGAUCUUAUGUGCUGGCAAAUAUUGGAACAAUUUACAACUAAAUCAGCCAGAAAUCAAGACUCCAUAGUAAAUCUUCAAGGCAAGAGGUCCAAGUUGCUAAAACAAGGAGAUCUUCCCUGUUGGGUAUGGGCAGGAGAAUCUAUUCAGGUCUCUGAAGAUGAGAACUAUGUAAUAAAGCUUAAAAGGGAGAGUUCCAAUAGUAUAAAAAAUCAAGAGUCUCCAAUUAGGACUACCUGGGAUUUCUGGAGGAGAAUGUAUCUGAGAGAAUCACAGAAUUAUCAGAAUAGGUGUCAGCAAAUUGAUGUGACAAAGAAACUCUAUAAAUGUGAUCAUCAUGUUAGGAGGAGGAUUGCUCACGACCAUGAUGAUCAGGCAGUGCACAAAAGAGAGGGAGCUUUCAGCCACGAUAAUUGUGGAAAAGGCUUUGUGAAGAAAUCAUCCCAGUGUAGUAUAAUCCAAUCAGGAGAGCAAACCUCUGAUGAGAAUGGAAAAGGCUUCAACAUUGGCUCUAAUCUUGAACGUCAUCAGCAAUUGCACUUAGGCGAGAAGCCCCUUAUAUAUAUUGAGUAUGGGAAAGGCAUGGGUUGUAGGUGGGUGCUUCCCAUGCAUCAGAGUAUCCACACGGGACAGAAGUGCUGUAGGAAUGGUGAGUGUGGAGGCUUCAGUCAGAGCUCACAUCUGCAACCUCCUCAGAGAGUCCACACAGCAGAGAGACCCCACAAAUGUCGGGUAUAUGCUCAGAGCUUAAGUAAGAACUGUCUUCCCACUCAUGAGCUUAUUCACCUAGUAGAGAAGCUGCAUACAUGUGACAGGUGUGGGAAGGGCUUUUGUCAUAGCUCAGAUCUUAACAUUCACUGUGUAGACAACGCUGAAGAGAGAGCGUGUCAAUGUGAUACGUACAAUAAAGGCUUCAGUCAGAUGUCACAACUUCAAGUCCACCAGAGAGCCCACCCUAGAGAUAAACACAACUGGGAGGCACCUGACAGGACAUUUAAUCAGACUUCUGGUCUUCAUCAGAGAGUUCACACUGGAGAGAAACCAUAUAAAUGUGAGGUGUGUGGGAAGGGCUUCAGUAAGAAUUCGUAUCUUCAGGUUCAUCAGAGAGUCCAUAAUGGUGAUAAAUCCAGUGCACACUGACGAAUGUGGCAAAGGCGUUCUUCAAGACUCAGACUUCUCAUUUUCCUCAGAAAAUCCGCACAGCAGAGAAUAUUUAUAAAAUGUCAUGUUGUAAGAAUUCACUAGUGAGCUGAGUUUUCUACAGUCAUCUGAAUUCUGUUGGAGUAGAACUGUUUUUUUGUAUGAAUAUGACCAGCACUUCAAGCACAGCCCAAAAUGUCACAGUUCUCAAGAAAACACCCAACAGAGAAUCCCUGUAAGAAUGGCACAAGAGUUUUAAUCUUCGUGUUCAAUAGAGGCUGCACAGGAAAGAGGCCUUUAAAAAUGAUAAGUAAGGUUGGGACUUGAACAAAAGUAUAAUGAUGGACAUGACAAAAUCCAUUUCUGCUAGAAUAUAACCUUCCUGGAGGCAGAAACUUUGUUUACUGCUGUACGAUCAUGACCUUGAACCAGUGCCUAACAAAUCAUAGGUGCUCUGGAAUUGAUUAACUUGAUAGGAAAAACCUAUCAUAAUUAGGGAAAAUAUUUGCAAAUGUUUAAUGAGUUCAACCCCUAUUAGUCACGGUAAUUGUACUAGGAAAAGGAAAAAUGUUCUCGUAAGAAGCCUUAAAAACGAAUUCAAGGAAAUGAUCGUUUAAUAAAAAUGCCUAAAAUCAUGCAAACUGCAA